UCUUGAUUCUGUCCAUAUACCCAUUCUCUCUCUCUCUCUCUCUCUCUCUCUCUCCAUCAUCCUUUCCACACUCCUCUGUUCUAAUUUAUCUCCCUCCACCAGCAGCUAAUCUAUAUGCUAAUAAGCAGACUGCAAUCAAUGACGUAUAUGUCUGCAUGACUGCAAUCAAUAUGAUAUUUUCCUCACAUAUGAAGGAAAUUUCACAGUGACACUAGCAGAUGUAAUUCAGAAAGAAUAAGUGGUUCAAUUUACCAGCCCUUAUAACAAGAUCCACUUUCCUCAGUUGAAGUCACGAGUAUCCUGUAUAAUUAUUUUCAAUUUGAGACACCUCCUCAAAGUAACCAUUAUUGACCACUGAGUGUGCGGUGCAACACUGAUUGAUAUUCCCGCAAAAAAAAAAAUAACUUGACCUGUUAGUUUGAGAGAGUUCACUGCACUCUCGCCAGUCCUUCUUUCAAGGAAUAGCAUGUCUGUAAUUGCAUCACAGGUGCCAUAAACCUAUUGCAGUGAUGUUAAGCAAGAGGAGAUGUCACUGAGCAAAAAAAUUAUUUAUGCGCAACCGUGUGGAUUUCCUUAUCCUUCUAAAAAUAGUUUAAUCUUCCAUUCUUAAUUUAGCCACAGCCCCUUCCCCUUUCACAUAUUACAGCUCAUCAAAUUAUGACAUAAACACCGGGGACACUCAGACUGAAACCUGAACACCAGACAUCAAAUAGUGUCCCGGGAUCACAUUUACCGUGAGCUCUCUCCUGGAAUUGGCCUUGUCCCUACAAUUUGGCAGCACCAUCCUCCGCUGCUUCAAUUCUGUUAAGGGGGUUGGUGAUGCUUAUGGAAAAGGAUAAAAAUCAUUAUCCUCAUCUUCAUUAGAGGAGAUCCAAUCGUCCAAUCAGCACGCAGCUCUGCAUCCGGAAUUCCGAAAGGCACCCCCCGUUGGCUGUCGCUAGGAAACCACAUAAUCAGGGUGGAAAGAGGCAGAGGGCUUGCAUGCAUGCUUGUGUGUGAGAGGGAGAGUGUGAGUUGGCUGGGACGGCGGAUGCUCGUUUUGAGGAGGCAGGACUGGGAUACUCACACAUGCACGCACACACACAUACGCGCGUCAGACAAAGAAGCGACAGGCUCCCGGGGGAUGGGGCUCACCACAGGAGCGCGUGCUGGCCCACAGAGGAGCUUGCAUAGACUGGGCCAGCGGGGCAGUCGUGGGUCAAAGCUGAGGCGUCAGGGUGGCACCAUGGAGGGCGAGCAGGGUCCUCCUGCUUCCAGUGCCAGCAUGGCAAGCACCUCCAGCUCCUCCAGUAACACUACAACUUCUACAACCAGCACCAGCAGCACGCCUAGCACCACCAACACCACCAACACCUCCACUGUCCCCAGCAGCAGCAAUGCCAGCACAAGCAGCAGCACUAGCAGCAGCAGACAAACUGUUUCCCAGAUAUCAGUAUACAGUGGGAUACCCGACCGACAAACUGUACAGGUGAUUCAGCAGGCCUUGCACAGGCAGCCGAGCACAGCGGCUCAGUACCUGCAACAGAUGUAUGCAGCUCAGCAGCAGCAUCUUAUGCUUCAGACAGCAGCACUACAGCAGCAGCACCUCAGCACAGCUCAGCUCCAGAGUCUGGCAGCCGUGCAGCAGGCCAGUAUAGCUGCUGGUAGGCAGAGCUCUACCCAGAACGGCACUUCAUCCACCCAGAGUGGCUCCUCACAAACUACAAUUAAUUUAACAACGUCUCCUGCCACAGCUCAGUUAAUAAGCCGUGCCCAGAGUGUAAACUCCUCCCCUUCCGCAAUCUCUCAGCAGGCGGUGCUGCUAGGCAACGCCUCAAGCCCCACCCUCACAGCCACCCAGGCGCAGAUGUACCUGCGUGCCCAGAUGGCUCAGCAAAGUAAUCUGGUGCAUGUAGCUAGAAGUCUCGGCCGAGCUGUUCCUCUGUCCCCCCAGCUUAUCCUCGCUCCUACAGCUACUGUGACUGCUCUCCAAUCUGACGCCAGUGGAACAAGUAACACUCAGUCUGCGUCUGCACAGGUCCAGAAUCUUGCCCUUCGCAGUCAUCAGGGGGCGACAUCCUCCUCUCAGUCCACUGGUCUGCAGGCCCUGAGCCUUAAACAGACUCCUGUCUCCAUCCAGCCCACUCCACUCAUCAAGACCCCUAGCCAGAGUGCCUCCAACUCAGGGACCAUCACAGGGAAGGGUGGGCUCCCUGUGGUCACCACAGAUGGAGGGAAGAAACCAGAGAGCGGAGAGACUGAGGCCAAGGCAGUGAACAUGAGCCGCAGUGUGACAUCUUCUCAGCCCCUUAUCGCACCAACAUAUACCCAGAUUCAACCCCAAGCCCUGAUCAAGCAGCAACCACAACAGUUUGUCAUUCAAUCCCAAGCUCCACCCACUCCUCGAAUACAGACCCAAUUACUACAGACCGCCUCAAUCCAGCCCCACCCACAGACUGCCGCGCUUGGCCUCCAGGGCUCCUCAGCUGGAGGACCUGUCCCCGUCCUACCUAAACCAGCAGCUCUCAGCCAGGGAUCGGCUCCGAGCCAACAAGCCACCAUCUUCCAUUCCACAGUGAGCCAGCACUCAGGCCUGAGCCAGUCUAAAGCUCAGCCUGUCCAGCUUACAGCCAUCAACCUGCAGAUCCAGCCUGCACAUAGCCAGGCCUCCAGACUUGCUCAGGACAGUAAGGAUAAGCCCACGUCUCUGGUAAUAAGAGAGAUUUGCCAGCCUCUCGGUGCCCAGGUACCCACAGCUGCCCCGUCACAGGACACCAAUCCUCCAGAGCCACCUAAAGCUGACACUGGGACUGCCACAGACCAAACUCAAGGCGCAGUGGAGACCCCGAGCACAGCCACCAUGACACCCCGAGGAGAAAGUGAACCGGCUAACGGUGAAAACAAACCACCUCAGGCCAUCGUGAAGCCCCACGUGCUCACACAUGUGAUUGAAGGCUUUGUCAUCCAAGAGGGAGCUGAACCAUUUCCAGUGGAGAGGCCUCCAGUUCAGACAGACAGCCUUAAGAAAGCAGAGAAGCCACUGCCUUCAGACUCACAGAAAACCGCACUGAACAACGUCCCCACCACCACUGACUCUGAGCCUGAGGAAUCCUCACAACAAGAUCCAGCAGUGAGAGAUGAGGAGGAGCCAGAAGAGCCCAAGCUGACGUGUGAGUUGUGCGGCUGGGUCGAUUUUGCCUACAAGUUUAAAGGCUCCAAGCGAUUCUGCUCUGUGGUGUGUGCGAAAAGGUACAAUGUCGGGUGCACAAAACGCAUUGGGCUCUUCCACCCUGACCGUUCCAAAACCGCCAAUCGGUGGAGAAGAAGGUCACACAAUCGAGGUUGUAGAACUACAGAGGCAAAGAAACAGAGGCUCUCUGUGUGCCAGCAGUCUCAGGGUGAGUCCGUGUCCUCUCCACUCCCCUCUCAACCCAGUCAAGGUGAGUCCAGUCCCUGCUCAGACAUCUCCAGUUAUGAGGAGCUACCAUCUCCUCUAUCUGCUGCCAGCUCCAGCCCUGUGGGGCCACCCCGAGGGCCCUCCACCUCCGAUCCGGAAGACGUUCCUACACUCAGUGAGCACUUCCUGCCAUGUGACCCUACCAAGUGGAAUGUGCAGGAGGUGUUUGAGUUCAUCCGCUCUCUGCCAGGUUGUCAGGAAAUUGCGGAUGAAUUCCGUUCUCAAGAGAUUGAUGGACAGGCAAUGCUGCUACUGAAGGAGGACCACUUAAUGAGUGCUAUGAACAUCAAACUAGGUCCAGCGCUCAAGAUCUUCGCCCGCAUUAACAUGCUCAAAGACUCAUAGCCUCAGAAGGCAGAGUGAGAGAGUGUGUGUGGGUGUGCGAAAGUUUUAUGCGUUUCUCAAUGGUCAUCUAAAGGUGACCUCACAAAUACAAAUGCACUAUAAAGUUUAAAAAAACGGUACCUCCUGAAGGUCAAUAAAUGAAAGGAAACAAAAACAAAGUAUCUAUGAAGGAUGGCACAAGUACUAAUGUCCGCUCACAAAGUACACAGUACCUUUGAGAAUGCUGAAGAGCAGUACAUCUGCACAUGAUGUUUAAAGACACUUUUGAUACAGGGAUAACAGAUGGCACAAGGUCUAAACUUCCACAUCCAACAUAUGUCUAUAUGUGAACAGUGUAGCCUGGAUUGUACUCCCAUUACAACAAAAUUUCAGCAUUUUAUACCUUGUCCUAUUUACAGCUGUAUAAUAUUGUUGAUUUCAGAAGUUUUUAUCUUUUUGUACAUGCCUGAUCCUUUUAUAUAAUUAUGUGCAAGUAAAUUAUUCAUUUUUGUGUG
Messenger RNA from Pangasianodon hypophthalmus (striped catfish), 4275 nucleotides. RefSeq names its product polyhomeotic homolog 2b (Drosophila) (gene phc2b). Lineage: Eukaryota; Metazoa; Chordata; Actinopteri; Siluriformes; Pangasiidae. Gene Ontology annotation, cellular component: PRC1 complex; nucleus. Gene Ontology annotation, molecular function: protein binding; zinc ion binding. The record is from RefSeq and is a predicted model, not a curated record. The transcript has 15 exons. Bases 986 to 3781 code for a protein of 931 amino acids.